AGGACGAUUGUUUUUUAAAAAAAAAGCAGAAAAAUGCAAAAACAAGCGUGAAGCGACGCCACCGCCGCCGCCGGGAGUCUCAAUUCCAAAGCAAAUCUGAGCAAAUCCGACCACCCAAUCCACUCGCUGCCACAAGUGAAUCGCCGGAUUCAAGCCGGCCGACGCAUCCCAAACCACGGCUCCGACUCCCUUUAUCCGUCUGGCGUGCAUCUGAAUCAGCUGCUCGCACUGCUCAACGCUUCGCCUCUGCCUGGAAAGCUCCAUUCCGAACUCCGCCGGAACAUGUCACUAUGCGUGUUCCACCCGCCAAUUCUCUCAAGGUGUGAUUGUUGCUAGCCAUAAUGGACUCUCAUCUGCCCUUUGAAGUUGGUCAAACUGCUGAAGCAAAAUCUUUCAAGCAGGGAUUUCGCGGUGCAUGGUUUCGUUGCAAGAUAAAGGAGAUAAAGAAAAGGAUAGGACAUUGGAAUGCAUUGUUGGAGUAUUAUGAUUUUCCUGAUGAAAAGUUAACAUGGAUGCGGCUGUAUCAAUAUCCCCUAUAUCGUGUUGGAAAAUCAAAGCAAGCUGAAAGGCAAUUGAUGUUGCGGCCUUCAUAUCCACCAAUCUACUCUGGAAAUGAAGUAUCUGAUGAGAGUUCAGUACCUGAAGUGAGAGUAAUUAUUCAAGGCAAGUGGAAGGUGGGGGAUUUGGUGGAUUGGUGGUCCAGUGGCUGUUUCUGGUCUGGAAAACUGACCAAGUUACUUGCCAAUGCACAAGCUCAAAUUGAGUUGAUUCCACCUCCCGUCGGUGAAGGUACAACUUAUGACGUGUUUGUCAAAGAUUUACGCCCAUCUUUAGAUUGGUCUCCAGAGCUUGGUUGGAAUUUGCCUUCACCUGAUGGUGAUGCGGUCUGUUCAUGUGCUCAGCUUAUCCAAGCUACUAAUAUAGAGAUACAACACGAUGAAGAUGAGAUGCCUAUGGAUCUUGGUGGACAUGGUGAUGCACACAAAGGGCAUGACACAGAAAAGGAGUCGAGAAGUACAUCAGGGUCGAAUACACACAUUUAUGAGGAUUCUGGUAACAAAGAAAGCAGUGAUGAAGCCACUGAAGUUGAUGGUCAACCCGAUGAAGACCUGUAUUAUGCAAAGUGUCCAUUGAAGAAGUUCAGAACCGGUGAAGGGGAACGUCUAAAUUCCACUGGGUCAGACACUUUGGAAGCAGCUAUUAUGGAUUUGGAAGAAAUGAGAAACAAGAUUAAGUGGCUUAAACAGAUGUUGGAAUCUGGAGAUCCUCGAUCGAAUCCUCACAACUCAUGGGAGUUUGUGGAACACUUUGCAUCAUCUACUCAUAAAUGAAUGGUUUCAUAUAGGAGUGAGCGUGAUAUGGUACAAGGCAAGACUUACUUCGUACAGGUACCUUACCAAACAUUUCUGUUCAGUAUGAGAUUUUAUAUCAUCUUGAAAUAUCCGUUCGUCUAUCUCAAUUUCGGUACAAAUUAGGAUAAAUACUUAUGUAUCCAUCCACUUUACAUACAACAUGAAUAUUACAAUAUGUCUUAUAUUUUUAAUUUGGUGUGGUGGAUGGUUAAGACACAUUAUUUAAGAAAGGAUGGACUCUAGC
Cuscuta campestris is the source of this 1596-nucleotide messenger RNA. The record is from the annotation of a GenBank genome assembly. NCBI's taxonomy places the organism in Eukaryota, Viridiplantae, Streptophyta, Magnoliopsida, Solanales, Convolvulaceae.